This is a messenger RNA of Blepharisma stoltei, 2488 nucleotides long. Lineage: Eukaryota; Ciliophora; Heterotrichea; Heterotrichida; Blepharismidae. The record is from the annotation of a GenBank genome assembly.
AUGAACUGGAUUGCAGUCUUAUCAUUUGUGAUCCCGCCAAUUUUAUCUCUUGCAGGCUACAUAUAUUAUACAAUACCAAGCUACUCAGACUCAAAAAUUAUUCCUUCAGUAUGGGAUAAAAUAACAAUUGAAAGAGACGGUAAAGGAAUCCCUCAUAUAACAGCAUCAUCUACUGAAGAUGCAUGUUUUGCAUUAGGCUAUGUGCAUGCCCAAGACCGUAUGCUUCAACUUGAUCUUUUAAGAAGGAUAUCUGAAGGCUCUUUAUCAGAAAUUUUUGGCAAUAAAACUCUUGAGUUAGAUAUUUUUUCAAGAAACAUCGGAUUUAAAAGGCAAGCAUUAUUAUCAUUGCCAAAACAUUCAAAUCAUACUUUACUCCUAUUACAUCGAUAUUCUGAAGGGAUCAAUGCUUGAGCUGAAGCCAAUCCUUUACCAUUUGAGUAUUUUAUUACAUGAAGCCAUUGACAGUAUUGGAAGCCAGUUGAUACCCUUUCAAUUUGGCGCUAUGUGUCAUUUUUUCAAAAUUCCGAAUGAAGACAUGAGCUAUUCAGAGCAAAACUAGCAGCAACCAUAGGAGAAAGAUUAGCAAAGAUAAUUUUGCCUUACGAUGAAAGCAUGAUAUUUCCAAAAAGCUAUAUAAUAAAUGAUUAUGAUUUACCACAAGAAUUAAAAAGAACUUCAUCAUUUUAUGCUUCACAUACAAGUAAUGGAAAAAUCAAUGACUUUGAAACUUUAAAUGACGAGAUUUAUUAUUUAAACCUUCAGACUAGUGCUGCAUUUGUGGUGUCAGGAAACAAAACAAAAUCUGGAAAACCUUUGAUUUCAAGCCAAAUUUAUUUUUCAUCAAGGAUACCAACUGAAGUUUAUUUAAGUAAAAUUACGACAAAUAAUAUCAAAUUAUCAGGAACAACUAUUCCAGGGAUACCUUUCUUUUAUCAAGGAGAAAAUGGUAGCAUAUCAUGGGCUGCUGUUCCUAUCCUAGCUGAUGUCAUCGAUUUAUAUGUUCAUAAAAUUCAUCACACUGAAGAGCUGUAUCUUUUAAAUGAGAACUGGGAGCCAUUUUAUAAAAUUACAGAAAAAAUAGCUGUGAAAGGACAAGAGCCAGUUGAAGUGGCGAUUAAAUUAACUAAAUAUGGCCCAAUGCUAAUAAAUCCAAGCAUUUUGAAUUUUAAAGAAGCAAUCAGCAUCAGAUGGACUGCAAAUGAAAUAGAAGACAACGACUUUGAUAGUAUCAUUAAAAUAAAUACAGCAAAAAAUCCAAGAGAUUUUAGGUUAGCAUUAUCAGGAAUAAAAGUGCCAAACUUCAGCGUAGUUUAUGGCUUAAAUACAGGCAUCAUUGGAUAUCAGGCUGUAGGACUUUUCCCUCAAAGAGAAUCUUAUGGCGCUGUUCCUCUUGAUGGGAGUCGAUCUGAUGCAGAUUGGAAAAAAUUUAUUGAUUUUAAAGAAUUGCCAUAUGUAUUAAACCCUAAAGAAGGAUUUAUUCUAGCUGCCGGCAAUAGCCCGAUUUCUGCUUCGUAUAAGCAUAGUAUUUCCUUCUCUGGAACUUAUUUCAAUGAUAAAGCGUAUAGGAUGUCAAAUGCAAUCAAAGAAACACUCACAAUAAGAAAAUCAUUUGCGAUUGACAAUGCUGUUGAAAUUUUAUAUGAUAACCACACAGAAUUCUGGGCUUCUGCUCAAAAUUGGAUUUCGAUUCUCAAAAAUGAAACAGCGAAAAGAAUUUUAGAAAAUUCCGAUUGCGAAACUGCAAAAGAUUGCAUGCGAAUAUUUGAGAGUUUGAUAAUAGAUAAAGAAAGAGAAGAGGCAUCUGAAUUUGUAAAAACUUAUAAGCAGAUUUGCAAGAAAAAAUAUAGCAGCAUAUCUCCUUUUUUCGAAAAAAUGGAUGAAACGACAAACAAACUCGAUCCGUUUGAAGAUGAAGGCAAGUCCUCAAUUUUUAUUCAUGAUUUUGGAAACAUAGCCAAAAGUUUAUGGAGCACAAACAGUGGAGUCAGUGAAAGUAAACUAACUCCCCCCCCCCUCCUUGAGUGAACAAAACCAUUAGAAAAACCGCUAUUUUUUGCCCAAAAGCCCACCCUCCGUGAGUGAACAAAAAUUUUUUUUAAUAGAAAAAUUUUUUAUGGAAAAAAAUUUUGAUAUAUAAGUGAUAAUUAGUAUAAUGAAAUCUAGAGCUAAUUCUGUUUAAUUUUAAACAAAUUGCUUUUUAAAACAUAAAUUUUUAUAAAUUAAAUUAACAUUUGCUUUCCAAUUUUUCGCGAAUUAGGAUUUUUUUAAAUUUCGAAAAAAAAUAUUUUUUUAUAAAAUUUAAAAUAAAUUUUUUUUAAAAAAACAAAUUAAACUCUGUGAGUGAACAAAAUUUUUUUGUUCACUCACGGAGGGGGGAGUAAGCAAAUUUUAUAACAACUUAUCGCAAGGCUUCAAAUCGCAAAAAUAUGAGUUAAUUUUUGCAAACCAUACAGUCAUGAUUUCGCACUUGAUUCCUCAAGAGAAAUAA